Molecule: messenger RNA, 657 nt
Organism: Saccostrea cuccullata (small rock oyster)
Lineage: Eukaryota; Metazoa; Mollusca; Bivalvia; Ostreida; Ostreidae
Product: INO80 complex subunit B-like
Exons: 3
Biological process (GO): chromatin remodeling
Cellular component (GO): Ino80 complex
Source: RefSeq, a predicted model, not a curated record
AAACAAACUUUAGACAGACUUCUUAAAAAGCAGGAGACAAAAUCCAAGGGCCCAAAGGUCAAAGGUUCAAGGAAAAGCAACAUACCCAGGGUCCGCUACAUCAACAACAGAUCUGAGAUCUCCAUAAGUGUUCCUGUGGGAAUACAGUUCCCUUUUCUUCCUCAAAAAGCAGAGCCUCCUAAGCCACGUGCAAUGUGUGGAGUCAGUGGAUGUAAAAACUUGAAGAGGUACUCAUGUUCCAAGACAGGAAUUCCCUUGUGUAGUUUGGAUUGCUAUAAAAAGAACAUAGCUCUUGGAGUUACAAAGUUACCCAUUCCUGUCACAUGACACACGUUCCUCUGUUACAAGUGAAUGAUCUUCAUUUUUUUGAAUGGGAUUAAUAUCAUUCUUCUGUAUACUGGAGGCAGUUAAAUGGUGGUGUAAGAGAGCUAUCAAUUUCAGUGAUCUGGGCUGUCUUUGAUUUAUUUUGAAUCCUGCAGGAGAAAUAGCUGAGAUGUAGUUUUUCCAAAUGUGUGGUGAAAAUUGUUGGAAUGAUUCAUGAAUAUUUUAUGUAAAAGAAAAUUAUUUGUUGAAAAUCUUGUAAUGAAAUAUGCAUGUAAAAUGCAUUGUUGAAUGUAAAGUCCUGUUUACCAUUUGUAGAUGGUUUUUUUUCAUUAU